Molecule: messenger RNA, 345 nt
Organism: Ectocarpus siliculosus
Lineage: Eukaryota; Phaeophyceae; Ectocarpales; Ectocarpaceae
Source: the annotation of a GenBank genome assembly
AUGGGUCGCCUCCAGCCCACGGUCGUACGUCAAAAGCCUCGCCCGGAGGUGUCCUUCGACAAGGGAGGAAGCGACUUCCGCUGCCCGAGGACCUUCAGCUGCCUGGGCCAGCAGGCCCUGUCGAGAGACGUCUAUCGCUCGGCGGGGAGGCCGGUGUUCACGAGGCAGGACAGGUGGUACGUGCCUGGCGACAAGUUCAGAGUGCAUGGGGGAACGCCGAUCUCGUCUCUGGGCAACCAGCCCACGUCCACCAGGACCUCGGCCGGUCGGGCGCACUUCGGGACUUCUACCCGUAGCAGCGCCAUGAAGAUGUACGCGCUCUGGUCUGUCGGGCAGCAACGAUGA